UGGUCAUGCUAUCUAACAGUAGAUGAAGAAGCAUGCACGAGAAAGCUUUUAAAGCACUCGAAGAUUCAAUUAAUUGGAACAGUGAAUGUUAAUUCUUUGCAAAGUUGCACAGAGAUUACUCAGGGGUGCUAGUGCGAGAAUGGAUGAUGAGUUUAUCGUAUCUGAGGAUUGAGGUCUGGAGACUGGCGUGACCCCUUCAUGACCUUAAUCUGCUUCUUCUAGAGCCACUCCUUGAAUGCGUUGGCGAUAUGUUUCAGGUCAUUCUCAUGCUGGAAGACCCAUUCAUGACUCAUCUUCAGUGUUCUGGCUGAGUUGAGGGACUGCGAUCCUGUCUGUAGCAACAUGAAGCCUGCGAUCAAAAAGUCUUUUCUUGGAGAUCCAAGGUCUGGAUCGAAUAAGGAGGGUGUUGAAACUUUGGUGCUGAGCAAAACGGAGGAAUCAGGUGUACUCUUUUGUCAGCGGCUGAAAUAUAUUGUAAAAAGUAUUCAGGUCCCAGAUGAAAAAGAAGCCGAACCUUUCAUCUCCCAGCCCUUAAACUGCAAGACUUCUGUUAAAAAAAUCAUCAGUGAGACUCCUGUUAAAAAAUACAUCUGUAAGCUGUGUGGCAAGGAGUAUCUCCGUAACUUAAACCUGGUGCGGCAUAUGCGAAUACACACAGGGGAGGCACCAUAUGUCUGUGAACUCUGUGGAAAGGGCUUCCGUCGUAAAGACUGGCUUCGCCUCCACAGCAGUGUCCACACGGGUAACAAACAAAAGCGUUCAAAGGGCUACAGUUGUGACGAGUGUGGGAAGAAGUUCACUAGCUUCACUGAACUCCAGAGUCAUGUGAACAAACACAGAGGCGAGAGGCCGUUCGCCUGUAUGCACUGCGACAAGAAGUUCUUCAGUAAGGCCUAUCUUAGACGCCAUCAUUCCGAUUCUCAUUCUGCCAACAAACGCUUCUGCUGCCCUGUGUGUGGAUGUGGAUUCUCACGCCUUUACACAAUGCAGAAACACAUACGGACUCACACAAGAGUGAAGCCUUUCUCUUGUCCAGACUGUAGAAAGAAUUUCAGUAAUAAAUACUGCAUGAAUGUACAUCGUAAACGGCACUUAGCUAAAAGCUGAUGUAAUGCACACACAUGAAUGUCACAUGAAUUUCAGAUUUAUUCUGUUUGUUUUUAUUAGUUUGAGCCAUGUCCCUUUUAUUGAUGAUUUUCCUUCUGAAUCUUAUCAUGCCUGUUCAGUGCCAAAAUAAAGAACCUUUUCAUUCA
Carassius gibelio (silver crucian carp) is the source of this 1253-nucleotide messenger RNA. RefSeq names its product gastrula zinc finger protein XlCGF62.1. The transcript has 4 exons. The record is from RefSeq and is a predicted model, not a curated record. Gene Ontology annotation, molecular function: RNA polymerase II cis-regulatory region sequence-specific DNA binding; DNA-binding transcription activator activity, RNA polymerase II-specific. Gene Ontology annotation, cellular component: nucleus. Gene Ontology annotation, biological process: regulation of transcription by RNA polymerase II. Lineage: Eukaryota; Metazoa; Chordata; Actinopteri; Cypriniformes; Cyprinidae. Bases 343 to 1107 code for a protein of 254 amino acids.